Ailuropoda melanoleuca (giant panda) is the source of this 827-nucleotide messenger RNA. Its product is annotated as cationic trypsin. The record is from RefSeq and is a predicted model, not a curated record. Gene Ontology annotation, molecular function: serine-type endopeptidase activity. Lineage: Eukaryota; Metazoa; Chordata; Mammalia; Carnivora; Ursidae. The transcript is spliced from 4 exons. The annotation marks the transcript as partial. Gene Ontology annotation, biological process: proteolysis.
AUUGUUUCCAACUUUUCCCUGUCAGUUGCUUUCCCCAUUGAUGAUGAUGACAAGAUCGUUGGGGGAUACACCUGUCAGAAGAAUUCUGUCCCUUACCAGGUGUCCCUGAACUCAGGCUACCACUUCUGUGGUGGCUCCCUCAUCAAUUCCCAGUGGGUGGUGUCCGCGGCUCACUGCUACAAGUCCCGAAUCCAGGUGCGUCUGGGAGAACACAACAUCGCAGUCUCUGAGGGUGGCGAGCAAUUCAUCAAUUCGGCCAAGGUCAUCCGCCACCCCAGUUACAACUCAAACAAUUUUAAUAAUGACAUCAUGCUGAUUAAACUGAGCUCACCCGCCACCCUCAACUCUCGAGUGUCUGCUGUGUCUCUGCCAACAUCCUGUGCGGCUGCUGGUACCCAGUGCCUCAUCUCUGGCUGGGGGAAUACCCAGAGCGUUGGGGAAAAGUACCCUGAUGUCCUGCAGUGUCUUCAAGCCCCCAUCCUCCCUGACAGCAGUUGCCGCAAUGCCUACCCUGGCCAAAUCACAGGCAACAUGAUCUGUCUGGGCUACCUGCAGGGUGGAAAGGACUCUUGCCAGGGUGACUCUGGUGGGCCUGUGGUCUGCAACGGAGCGCUCCAGGGCGUUGUCUCCUGGGGUGCUGGCUGUGCUCAAAAAGGGAAGCCUGGUGUCUACACCAAGGUCUGCAACUACGUGAGCUGGAUUCGGCAGACCAUCGCCGCCAACUAAGCAUGUAAGCACAUGCACCCUCCAUGCACCAAACUGCUACUCACGUUCACCUUCCACGCAUGCCUGACAACAGUAUCUAAAUAAAAACAUUUUGUUCCACA